CCCGGAGCCGACACCGGGAGCCGGGGCCUGUGAGCCCUGUCAGUUCGCCCUUGCUCAGAGGCUGCUUCCUGGAGCCGGAAGGAGCUGCUAGGCGAGGCUUGCGCUGGGGUCGCGAAGCACGGAGCCCGGUGGGCGCGAUGCGGCUGGGCUCCGGGACCUUCGCCGCCUGCUGCGUAGUGGUCGAGGUGCUCGGGGUCGUACUCUUCCUUCGGGGAUUCUUCCCGGCUCCGGUUCGGUCCUCUUCUAGCUCGAAGCACCAAGCAGAGCCCCCAGCGCCCGAACCCUCGGCUGGAGCCAGUUCCAACUGGACCAAGCUCCCACCACCUCUCUUCAGUAAAGUUGUUAUUGUGCUGAUAGACGCCUUGAGAGAUGAUUUUGUCUUUGGCUCAAAGGGUGUGAAAUUUAUGCCCUAUACAACUUAUCUGGUGGAAAAAGGAGCAUCGCACAGUUUUGUGGCUGAAGCAAAGCCACCUACAGUUACUAUGCCUCGAAUCAAGGCGUUGAUGACAGGGAGUGUCCCUGGCUUCAUUGAUGUCGUCAUGAACCUCAAUUCUCCUGCACUGCUGGAAGACAACGUGAUCACACAGGCAAAAGCAGCUGGGAAAAGAAUCAUCUCUUAUGGAGAUGAAACAUGGGUGAAGUUAUUCCCCAAGCAUUUUGUGGAAUAUGAUGGAACAACCUCAUUUUUUGUGUCAGAUUAUACAGAGGUGGAUGAGAAUGUUACGAGGCAUUUGGAUAAAGUAUUAAAAAGAGGGGAUUGGGAUGUGUUAAUCCUCCACUACCUUGGACUGGACCACAUUGGCCACGUUUCUGGGCCCAGCAGCCCCCUGAUCGGGCGCAAGCUCAGCGAGAUGGACGGCGUCCUAAUGAAGAUCCACACCGCGCUGCUGUCAGAGGAGAGAGAGACUCUCUUACCCAGUUUGCUGGUUCUCUGUGGCGAUCAUGGCAUGUCUGAGACCGGAGGCCACGGGGCCUCUUCCACAGAGGAAGUGAGCACCCCUUUGCUCCUGGUCAGCUCUGCAUUCGAAAGGAAACCUGGACCCCACUCCCGUCAUCUUUUAUUUUACCAUGAUUUAUUUGCUGAAGAAACUUGGUUGUGUGUCCUGUGGAGUCUCUCUGCAUUGUCUGCUGACGUGUUCUUUGUCCAUCCUGUAAAUCCCGUCUGGCCUGCACGAGGGAGCAGAUUCAGAUCCUGUUGGCUUGGUGAUAUCAGACAUCCAAAGCACGUUCAGCAGACUGACUUGGCUGCAACACUAGCAAUAGGGCUUGGUCUGCCAAUUCCAAAAAACAGUGUAGGCCAUCUCUUAUUCCCAGCCAUAGAAGGGAAACCAAUGCGAGAACAACUGAGGUUUUUACAUUUAAAUACAGUACAGCUUACCAAAUUGUUGCAAGAGAAUGUACCAUCAUAUGAAAAAGAGCCUGGAUUUGAGCAGUUUAAAAUCUCAGAGAGGUUGCAUGGGAACUGGAUCAGACUGUACUUGGAGGAAAAUAACUCAGAAGUCCUUUUCAACCUGGGAACCAAGGUGCGCAGGCAGUACUUGGAUGCCCUGAAGACGCUAAGCCUGUCCCUGAGCAGACAAGUGGCUCAGUACGAUGUCUACUCGAUGGUGGUGGGGACUGUCGUGGUUUUGGAGGUUCUCACCCUGCUCCUGCUCAGCAUCCCGCAGGCACUGAGCAGCAAGGCUGAACUGGAAGUUCCUCUCUUGUCACCUGUGUUUUCUCUGCUCUUUUAUUUGACGUUCCUGGUUCUUUCAGCCGUUCACGUCAUCGUGUGCACCUCAACCGAGAGUUCGUGCUAUCUCUGCAGCCUCUCGUGGCUGACAGCAGGCGGAGUGAUGGUGCUGGUUUCUGCACUGCUCUGCGCAGUUGUGUCUGCUCUCACCAAGGUGCUUGUCAGGGGAAAGCUUCUGAGUAAGAAUGCAGCUCAUUCCAACUCAAGGUGGUCAGAGUUAGAUCUCCUUAUCUUGUUAGGGACCCUGGGCCACGUCUUGAGUCUGGGAGCAAGCAGCUUCAUUGAAGAGGAGCACCAGACCUGGUACUUCCUUGUUAGCACCCUGUGUCUAGCUCUGUGUCACGACAUCUACAGAAACUACCUCCCGGGAGAUGACUGUGAGCCACAGCGCUGCCUCCACGUGGAGGGAGGAUUUGAUGGUGCCACACCAGCUUUGCAGGACAAGAACACCAGCAGUGCCGUACUGGAGCUCAACAGAGGAUGCAAGAGCCCCUCUUCCCUGGGCACACUCAGAGGCUAUGAGAAGUGGAUGGUGCUGGCAAGCCCAUGGGUCAUACUCACCUGCUGCCGACUGCUGCGAUCACUAAACCAAACAGGUGUGCAGUGGGCCCACCGGCCUGACCUGGGGCACUGGCUCACCAGCUCUGAUCAUAAGGCUGCACUCUCUGUUCUGGCUGCCCUCUCCCUCGCUGUCAUUUUUGCAUUGAUUCAGAGGAGGUGCUCCCCAGCAUCCAAAGUGGCCAUGGCGCUUGGCCUGCUGGGCGUCUAUUGCUACAGGGCGGCCAUUGGAAAUGUGCUGUUUCCCUGGCAGCAAGACAACAAAGACAUUUCAAAGGGUAUUCUUGAAGCCCGUUUUGUUUAUGUCUUUGUCCUCGGCAUUCUGUUCACGGGCACCAAAGACUUGCUUAAAUCUCAAGUUGUUGCUGCAGGCUUCACAGUCAAGACUGUCGGUCUGUGGGAGCUGUACAGUGGAUUUGUGCUCCUGGCAGCAUUGCUCCUUAGACCACACAACCUCCCUGUCUUAGUGCUGAGCCUCUUGAUUCAGACUCUGAUGGCGAAGUUCGUCUGGAAGCCCCUGAGGCAUGAUGUGGCCGAGGUCACUGUGAUGCAUUACUGGUUUGGCCAAGCGUUCUUCUAUUUUCAGGGAAACUCCAACAACAUCGCCACAGUGGACAUCUCGGCGGGCUUUGUGGGCCUGGACACCUACGUGGAGAUCCCAGCCAUAUUCCUGACAGCAUUUGCAACGUACACGGGACCUGUGCUGUGGGCCAGCCACUUGGUGAGCUUCCUGAGCUCAGAGGCCAGCAGCAGUUCAGCACUGAGUCAUGCCGGCUUCUGCUACGCGCUGAUCGGUUCUUUUCCAGUUUCUGCAUAUAUCAUUUUGGUGACAUCCCUGCGGUAUCAUUUAUUUAUAUGGAGUGUUUUUUCUCCAAAACUUCUCUAUGAGGGAAUGCAUCUGCUCAUCACGGCUGCUGUUUGCGUGUUCUUUACAGCCAUGGACCAGACCAACACCAAGUCUUAGACUGUGCUAUUAAGACCCUGGAAAAAUAACAUUUUUGAAGUCUACUAUUUACUUCAUAGAUUUACAUGCAAGAGCACUCUUAAAAAAAAAAGAUGUGAAUUUUACAAGGUUAAUGAAUAGCUUUAAUUUCUUUGACUACUGUACUUGAAUUUAGAUUAAAUAGUAAAUGGUUUAAUACAAGUUCACUUUAAAAUACUUAGUUCGAAUAUGAAUUGUAUUACUCUGUUGACAAUCACUCCAGAAACUUCUGAACUUUUAAUUUCCUCGGGAUUAGUUAUAUGAUCCAAAUGUGUGCAUUUAAGUGGAUGAAUAAAAAGGUCCAAAUCUGU
Equus quagga is the source of this 3583-nucleotide messenger RNA. It is a transcript of the gene PIGG, whose product is annotated as phosphatidylinositol glycan anchor biosynthesis class G. Lineage: Eukaryota; Metazoa; Chordata; Mammalia; Perissodactyla; Equidae. The record is from RefSeq and is a predicted model, not a curated record. Bases 138 to 3254 code for a protein of 1038 amino acids. The transcript is spliced from 14 exons. Gene Ontology annotation, cellular component: endoplasmic reticulum membrane. Gene Ontology annotation, biological process: GPI anchor biosynthetic process.